AUGCGAAAACUUGUAAUCUACCAGUGGAGUGAGCACAAGGAUUUUUGGGCCUUAAAGACUCUUAACUUUGACUUGAAGGAUGGUAGUGUAAAGAGGAAAUUUCAAAUUCACGAAUUGGAGGAACUGAGAAUGCAAUUUUAUGAAUCAGCAAGCAUUUACAAGAGAAAGAUGAAAGCUUAUCAUGGCAAGAAAAUUCUAAAAAGAGAGUUCAAACUUAACCAGUUGGUUAUGCUCUUUAACUCCAGACUGAGGCGGUUUCUAGAAAAAUUGAAGUCAAAGUGGUUUGGACCAUUCAUUGUCAAGCCAGUGAAACAACAUGGAGCAAUUGAAAUUGAAGACCAAGAGACCAAACGGAGUUGGCUUGUCAAUGGACAAAGGUUGAAGGAGGUCAGGGUGGUGAUUUCCCAAGAAACACCACAAAGAUAG
Messenger RNA from Vigna unguiculata (cowpea), 426 nucleotides. RefSeq lists its product as uncharacterized. NCBI's taxonomy places the organism in Eukaryota, Viridiplantae, Streptophyta, Magnoliopsida, Fabales, Fabaceae. The record is from RefSeq and is a predicted model, not a curated record.